GAGCUCGAUGUUCGCGGAGCGCUACUGCUUCGACGAACCGGUGGACGAAGAGAAGCUUGCUGCCCUGGAGAAAAGCGCCGUCACGGCGGCAGGCCUGGAAUUGGUCACGUGCCGGACUUACUCCAGCACGUGGACGUUCCCCACCGCUGACAUCUGCCUCGAUGCAUACGUGCCGUUCUUCAAGCUGGACGCCAGGGUGCCGGAGGAAAAACGUGCACCUUUUUGGAACACUUGGAGAACUGCACUACAUGAGGCGUCCAACUCAAACUCCAGCGGCAUCAGCCUCGAUUGUGAUGUCCUGGUCGCGCACUCGCAGAAGCCUCCAGCUCCCAUUUAGACAACGCAUUCCGUGCGUGCAGUCUUCACAGCUUUCAACUGCAUGUGCUUCAUUUAAUUUUCUGCACAGUGGUGACUAGA
Messenger RNA from Dermacentor silvarum, 417 nucleotides. RefSeq lists its product as uncharacterized. Bases 8 to 337 code for a protein of 109 amino acids. The transcript is spliced from 2 exons. Lineage: Eukaryota; Metazoa; Arthropoda; Arachnida; Ixodida; Ixodidae. The record is from RefSeq and is a predicted model, not a curated record.